AUGAGCGAGCUCAUGACCUUAGCCGAAAAUAAGUCAAGAAUUGAGCAGAAAAGAACAGAUGAUAAUUAUUUAAGUUUCUUAAAAACAGUUGCAAGCAAAGAUACGUAUUUUGUACUAUCUCCGAAACAAUUCGAAAGAUUAAAACUGGUUUCUGAAGCUAUUUUUAAAUUAGCUAAUGAAACUUUAUUAGAAAUAAUAAACCAAAAUGAAGUAGAAUCUUGGAUGGAAUCAAGAUAUGGUGUUGUUAAAUCACUCUGGAAAAACGGUCAAACUGGAAUAAAUUUAGCCAGAUUUGAUUUUGCCUGGGAUCAAGAAAAGAAUUUUAAAAUAUUAGAACUAAAUACAGGAUGUUCUUAUGGUUGGAUAUAUACAAGUUUGAUCGAGAAAGAAGCAUCAGCUGACAAAAUUGGUGUUUCUCUUGCUCCCUCACCAAUGUUUUAUACGAAUUAUUUGUUAAAUAAGUUAGGAUCAAAAAUAGCAAUUAUAACUAAAUUGACACUUCCAGAGAGUGAUUUAUUGGUAAGGCAAAUUGAGAUCAUGGGUGGAGAAACCAAAAUUUUAUAUCUCACUAAAGUUAGUUUCCAAGAUAUUAUUGAUUUUGCACCUACUGGAAUAUUUUGGAAAUGUCAUUCAGGAUUGGUAGAUCAUUCAGAACUGAUAUUCAAGCUAGCCAACUUAAGAUUACCACAAUUACCUUCAUUUGAAUGUAUGUUUAUAUCUGGUGACAAAUCAUUUUUAGCCAUCCUAAACGAUAGGGACACAACUGGUGCUAUACCUAAAACUUACGUAUUGUCAAAAAAUAACUUGGCAAAAAAUCUUAACUUCAUAGAACAACAUAAAGCAGUCCUCAAGGCAGGUGAUUCAGCAGGAGGUAACGAAGUUGUAUUGGGAAAAAUUUUUAAAAAUAGUUGGGAGGACAAAUUAUAA
Racocetra persica is the source of this 927-nucleotide messenger RNA. The record is from the annotation of a GenBank genome assembly. NCBI's taxonomy places the organism in Eukaryota, Fungi, Glomeromycota, Glomeromycetes, Diversisporales, Gigasporaceae.